This is a messenger RNA of Hydatigera taeniaeformis, 2088 nucleotides long. The record is from the annotation of a GenBank genome assembly. Lineage: Eukaryota; Metazoa; Platyhelminthes; Cestoda; Cyclophyllidea; Taeniidae.
AUGGAGGACUCAAACACCACGACAGCCCCCUCCUUAGUGCCACUUCUUCAGGGUAUACGCGCCUCCAAAUCCGUUGACAGCCCUCCUAUAGAAAGGAGAGACGCGAGUUACCAAGAAAGUGUCACUGGAGGUAAUACAGAUGUCAACUUUACUGAAGUUUCGGAAUACAUGCAAUCAAAACAUGCUCAGUUUUACGCAGACCUCCUUGGAUGCUAUCGCUUUCUUGAGCAGGAAAAUUCCAAACUCCUUCAACUAAUUCGUGCAAAUAAGAGACCAGAUUCUCCCCCACUUCGCAUUGAAAAAUUGUUGGAUGUGUUUUCCUUCAAGAUUGCCACAGCCAAAGAUAUGCACGAGCGAAGAACGAUCGAAGAGGGCAGCGUGGAAGGCCGGCAGGCUUUUUUGGCGAAACGCUGGAAGAGUCGCUACUAUGCCUUACUAGAACUGACAGAAUGCUAUCUCAACUUGCUCAAACUUAAAACGGUUCUUGAAAAGGAGGUAUCUACGAUUAACGAAAGGGAAAGGGAUUUGAAGCUCUUAAAUGAGCUCAUUCAAAACAUAGAAAAUAUCAUGGGUCCAUGGAUUGUUGAUAAGGACAUAAGCGAAACUGGUGGUGAUUUGCCACUAAAGGACCUGGGCUGUGGCGAAUCUGCGUCUGGCAGUGUUUCCAGUUACAGUGAGUAUGCGGCAAACGACCUUGUUGUUCCACUUUCUAGUGUCUUUCUCAUGGAUGUGCUUUCAAACCACAAACUUUGUACUCAGAAAAUAAAGCAGCAUUUGGAAUUGAAACCACAAGUGCUUCACAUUUUUCGAAAGGAGAAGGAGCGACGGGAUCAAAUGAAGAGACAAUGUCGUCACCUAAGAGAUGAGUUGAAUGCACUGAGGCGGCACUACACAGCUGCAUGUAUGCAAUUGGAAAACUUUGGCAGCAUCCGUGAUGACGAUGACGGCAACGACGGUGACGAUGACGAUGACACCCAGACAGCAAUCUCAAUUUCGAAACUUGCUGUUCGAAAAGAGGAGGUAGAGGAGGGGAUUGAAGAGGAAAGUCUUGUAAGUACCAAUGAAGUGCCGGAGACAGUGUCUGAGGUGCAAAAGCUUUACAAGUAUAAAAAGAAGUUAAGCAUCCAGAUUCGCCAGAUUCAAAGUGCUUUGAGAGAGGAGGAGGCACAGUUGGCUUUGACCAUGAAGCGCCUUCAGCGGGUGACUGGCACAAUUCAUGCAUUCGUAAGACUUAUCAAUUAUAAACCGGGAGCCUCCCACAUUGAGAUGAUUUCUCACAACAAACUUCUGGUGAACUAUAAGGACUGCUUUAUCCUUGAUGGGAUUCGCAAGGCUGAGGAGGGAGUGGGCGUGUUGUACAGUGAUUUGGGUGGACUUGUGACGGGCUGUUUCCACGAUGGUCCUGUGACGACUGUCACCCUCGGGCUAGAUGCAGAAGACCUACUUCUAUCGGAUACUGAGGGACUGGCGUUGUUUGAAGUUAAACACCUCAUUAACCGUUUUGAGACUUUAGAUGAUGCAGAAUUCUACGUUUAUGCUUUUGCCAUUGCGUGUACUUACAGCUGUGUGAUAAACCUUGUCGAGGAACACCCUGCUGUCGAGCUUAUCCGCCGCGAGCAUGCCGAUUCAGAUUUCAUGGAACUGAGCAAGAGUUGCGUGCGGAUUGAAAAUGCUGACAGUUUCAUCAGUUUUUUGCGUUGGUUAAAGGCAAAUAAGAAGGCAAGGGAAAAAGGUCAAAUUGCUUUAUUACUGCGAUUGGUUAGACAAGACCGUAUAAAAAAAAUUGUUACGCAUACCUCAUGGCUCUACUUCUAUCCCCUCUUCUCUUCCGUUGAAAGAGACGCAAUGGCCGACUUAUUUCAGACCCUAAGAAAGCGAACUAGACCAAAUAUUGCCGAGACUCCUUUCACACAGAUGCUACAGAAGUCCCUCAUCGGCAGAACCAGAACUAUUAUUGUUUUGAAUGUCGAUUUGGCUUGCGAGCAGCCGUUGGAGAAUCUUGCAAACCUGGCCUUUGCAAAUGAUGCAGUCAAAGUUACAACUGAAUCCUCCUACCAACUGGUAGCAAGAUUUACUACCCAUAUUUAG